AUCAGUCCAGCGGAUGAUGGGAUGCGCAGUCCUCUGCCGGAUUCACUGCACAUCUUCAAUGCCAUCAGCGGGACGCCCACUGCCGCCACUAUCCAGGGCCUGCCACACUCCUCCUCAGUGUUUGCCAUAAAAAACCGUUUCAGGCACAGAAGCAGCAGGUAUCCAAAGAGGGAACACUGGAUGGACUGGGCUGAUGAGAAAUACGAUAGUCGCCAACUCAACACUUUUUUCUCAGUGUUUUAUUUGUGCAUCAAUGCAGGAAGUCUUCUUUCCACGCUCAUUACACCUGUUCUCAGAGCUCAGGAGUGCGGCAUCCACACUCAGCAGCAGUGUUAUCCUCUGGCUUUUGGGGUCCCAGCCGCUCUCAUGGUCAUAUCUCUGGUGGUGUUCAUCUCUGGCAGUGGCAUGUAUAUCAAAACAGAUCCAGAAGGAAACAUUAUGUGGUCUGUGUGUAAAUGCAUAGGGGGCUCCCGCUGGACUCUCCAAGCCACCACCAUGACCGGAGACUUCGGAGCGUUCAUCCUGCAGCCAGACCAGAUGCAGACUGUGAACCCCAUCCUGAUCCUCACCCUGGUGCCUAUUAUGGACCGGUUAAUUUUCCCUCUCAUCCAAAAGUGUGGCCUCAAUUUCAGCCCUUUGAAGAGAAUGACGGUUGGCAUGCUGUUUGCUGCCAUGGCGUUUGUUUCUGCGGCUCUGGUCCAGAUUGAGAUUGAUAAAACAUUGCCGAAUUUCCCAUCAUCCUCUGAGAGCCAGCUAAAGGUGGUGAACAUAUACAACAGAACAUUGAAUGUGACCAUCUCACCCAACGAACAUCUUCUGAUAGACUCAUUUGAGAGCAGUGCAGAUUACGUGACGCUUGACCAUCAGAACAUCACAGUGUCCUUGAACACAAACCCUGUGAUCAUUAAAGCUUUCAGUUUAAUCAAGGGGGGGCGGCAGACCCUGAUCAUCCCCUCUGACCCAACCAUCAUGUAUAUGCAAGAAGACAUUAAGUCCAAACCAAAUGAAGGAAAGCAUGCCAUUAGGUUUGUGAAUGGCUGGACAGCUGAUCUGAACAUCACUAACUUGGAUUCCAUCGAACCAUCAGCCGCUUCAAACUACACACUGGUUUCUCACGGGAAGCAUGAUUUCGUGCUCAGACAUGGUGAGCAGUGGUGUGAGUUUUCUCGGAAGUUUGGAUUCGGUGCUUCAUACACCUUCCUCAUCCCCAGCACCGUGUUCUCCACUGAUUGUGCGUCUAUAAGAGAAGUUGUGGACAUGAAGCCCAACUCGGUCCACAUGGCUCUGCAGAUUCCUCAGUACUUCCUCAUUACCACAGGAGAGGUCAUGUUCUCAGUCACUGGCCUGCAGUUCUCAUACUCACAGGUCUUCUCCAUCAUGGCUUAUUUCUACACCUACAUAGACCCAGCGGAGAUUGAAGCCCAGAUCAGGAUAGAGCAAGGGCUCGAGCCAGAGGAGAAGGAGAAAGAGACACUAGAAAUUGAGGAAAUUCAUGAAAGCCAGAAUAUUGAUCAGGAGGUCAAACAAACCAAGAUAUAAGAUUUGUGAAGAUUAGAUUAUGUUGGAAUAUGCUAAUAUCUACCCUUUAGUUCCCUAUUUAUUAAAAUAGGUAUAAAAGACUGUAAACAGACAUAUUUGCAGCCAUCAUUGUUAAAUGCAGUGUGAUCGUUGGCUGUAAGACCCUGUAAGUGAAUCAGAUGUAGCAUGAAAAAUGUAAAAACCUUCUGUCAUGAUGAUCUUUAGAUAUG
This is a messenger RNA of Sinocyclocheilus grahami, 1748 nucleotides long. Its product is annotated as solute carrier family 15 member 1-like. The annotation marks the transcript as partial. Gene Ontology annotation, cellular component: membrane. Gene Ontology annotation, biological process: transmembrane transport; oligopeptide transport. The record is from RefSeq and is a predicted model, not a curated record. NCBI's taxonomy places the organism in Eukaryota, Metazoa, Chordata, Actinopteri, Cypriniformes, Cyprinidae. The transcript has 16 exons. Gene Ontology annotation, molecular function: transmembrane transporter activity.